Trichoderma atroviride IMI 206040 is the source of this 2031-nucleotide messenger RNA. RefSeq lists its product as uncharacterized. NCBI's taxonomy places the organism in Eukaryota, Fungi, Ascomycota, Sordariomycetes, Hypocreales, Hypocreaceae. Gene Ontology annotation, biological process: intracellular zinc ion homeostasis; zinc ion import into Golgi lumen. Gene Ontology annotation, cellular component: cytoplasmic vesicle; Golgi apparatus; membrane. Gene Ontology annotation, molecular function: zinc ion transmembrane transporter activity. The record is from RefSeq and is a predicted model, not a curated record.
AUGGGAUCGGAGGCAGACUCUACACAGGGCGGCAGCCAAGCAGCGGCUGCUCCCAAUCCCUUCAAUUUCCAGACGCAGGUGAUAUCGACAACCCCUGUCAAAUCGAACGUCGGCCAGCGUCGCGGGCACCGGUAUAAGCAUAGCAGCGUGUCGGCCCAGCAUCAAAUCUUCCAAGAGCCGCCUCCAAGACCGCCUCCCGUCCUCCCCGCAUCGCUCCCCACGCCCACCUUAAAAGAGGCCUGGAAGAGCUUACAACGAGACCAGCGCAUGCGUCUCUACUGGGGCCUGUGCCAUGUCGCCAUUGCCAUGUUCAUAUUCUACAGGUCGGGGGGCUCUCUUGCUGCCAUGGCCUUGUCUCACCUCGUCUUCUUCGACGCGGGCAGCGCUGCUGUUUGCGUGGUGGUCGACGUGCUAGGCAAUUUCGAAGUGUGGCGUCGCAGCAGCAUUAGACACCCCUUUGGCCUUGAACGAGCAGAGAUCCUUGCGGGCUUCGCUAUGUCUAUUUUCCUCCUGUUUGGAGGGUUCGACCUGCUCUCACACAAUCUAAAACACAUCCUCGAGUCGGUUGGAGACCACGAGGCUCACCACGAACAUGAACAUGCUCACGACCAUGUCUCCUCCAACUCUCUUGAUCUUGUGUCAGCUGCUGCAAUUGCGAGUACACUUGUGUCCGCUUACGGGUUGAAAAAUCAUGCUCGGAUUGCCAAGGUCAUGAGAGUUUCAUAUCUGGCUACCCUGCCCAGCAUACUCUCCAACCCUUUCCACUUUUUCACCCUCUUCUUCUCCGCCCUAAUUGCUUUGUUGCCCUUGCUAUCUAUUUCCUUGUACGACUGGCUCGACCGGCUGAUCUGCGCCGUUAUUUCUCUUGCAAUGUUCAGUUUGGGCAUGCGUGUUGCUGUUGCCCAGGGACUAAUGCUCCUCAUGUCUUAUGGCGGCAACAGAGGCGAUGUUGGUGUCACAGCCGUUCUCCGUGAAAUCGAAUCCGAAUCAGGUAUUGCUCGCAUAGACGGUGCCCAAUUCUGGCAAGUCCACUAUGGCUUGUGCAUGGCCAACUUGAAAGUCAUCAUUACGAAUGGAUAUGAUGAACUGGCACUGGGAAAGCUGCGCAAUCGGAUAUCAACUUUGAUACAGAAUAGAUUAGGGGAAGGCUAUGGCAACGGAGGCAAUGUGAGGUGGGAAGUGACUCUAGAAACGACUGUUGAUGCUACGAUUUGAAAGAUUAUUGCAUGGUGAAUCCACUGAGUUAUACUCUGCAAACGAAAUGGUUGAGUUGCGUCGACGCAUAUACAUAUACAUAUAUACAUAUUUGAUAAAUCAAUAGACUGUAAUUCAGAUCUAAUCCUAAAACUCUUUCCUUUUCCCUCUUUCUUUUCCUUUUCUCAUUGCGUAACUGUCAUUCAUGUCUUCAUAGGGGAUGGUCAUAGCGCUUUAUACACGGGAACGUAAACAAAGGGACUUUGCAGAUGAAGAGUAAACAUGACUUAGUGGAGAACUAUCAUCACCACACAUCCAACCUCAUAUAGCCGAACAUGGUAUACAAUAGCUAACAUGUGCAGAAUGCCUGCAAUCUGGGUCUUGUGAUGAUUGGCUCAGAAGAGCCCCCAUCGUCCACGGUCCUUGUUAGCUCCUCCUCUUCUUGAAUUCGUUCCAUGGUCUCUGUCUCUUCCUUCUAAUUGCCGGAGACUAUCCAUUUUCUCGAGGACCAAUUCCAAUAGCUCUUUCCUCCGGAUGACAUCGAGGUGGCGACGGAUCUUAGGAUCUUCCUUGGCGAACUUCUCAACCUCCUCUGCGGAUAGAUGCCGUCCGAGACGAAGAUCUAGCUCUCGUGGGAAAUUGUAGUAAAACUCUGACAGUAAUUCUACGUUGAGGAAGAGAACAGCUGUGGAAGCCAACUUUGUAGCUGCGGCGUCCAAAAAGACUUCCGGGCAAUAAUAUUUGUUUUUAGGAUUGUUGCACUGCUUCGAUUUGACGGCCAGCAUUCGCAUCUUGAUAAGGUCGGCUCUGUCUCGAAGAAAGAUAGCCUCUCUCCCU